AUGGCAAAUAAUUCAACAACCCAAAGGUUACAAGAAAAAUGGGAAAAAAUCACGCUUAGAUUCUUUAGAAAUCAUGCAAAUAGGCAAAAGUUAUUAGAAACGGUCGCCUUUUUAGAUGAAAGCGAAGGGGUUCUUAGAUCCAAUAAUAUUCCAAUAAAUCGUUUAAGAGGCUUGAUAGAAAGAUCAGGUAGAUCGUUGAUAACACGAAACAUUCGAAAAAUUACUCAUAAUGUUAUUUAUGCUCAAUAUUUCAUUUGUCCUCCACCAUUUAUCCAAGUUGAAAGGGCAUUCAGCAAUCACGUUCAAUAUCGAUUCGUCAUUGUCUUCCCACAUCAAUUUAAUCAACCUGAAGUAUUAAAUAUAGCAGACGCUGCAGUCAUAUAUGAUCAACCAUUUCCUAUCACUUUUGAAGACCUCAGAAGAAUGCCUCGUUUAGAAUUUAAUUUAUCUACCCAGGAUGUGCCAAUUCUUAAAGAAGUACACUUGCUGCGUAUUAUUCGACUUAGUAUCUUAGAACCAGUAUCAGUUUUGUUAAAUACAAUUUUUUCAAGAGGGGUAUUUAAAGGGGUAACUCUUUUGGAAGAAGAGUCAAUCAAUCAUGUUAUACCAGAUUUCCUCUUUAAGUUGAAAACUAGCACGGCUGACUAUUAUCUUCCAUUAGAAAUAAAAUUAGGAAAUUUUGAUAUAGUUUUGGAAAAUAGUAGAAAUGGUAAUUUCAGCCAGUUAGCUCCAUUAGCUGCCCAAUGCUGCUCACAGACCUUCACGACAUAUAGUCCUAUGUCGAUACUAAUUACACAAAAGUAUAUAGUGGUUUUUCAAAUUCCAUUUGACCUUGAAAGAGGUGAUUAUACUGUUUUGGGUGGUCAAUACUUCGAUGGAUUAUCAAGGAUUCAAAAAUUAUUCUACAAUAGAAGUGACACAAGCGAUGAACAUAAUUUGGCAGCAACAUAG
Molecule: messenger RNA, 951 nt
Organism: Scheffersomyces amazonensis
Lineage: Eukaryota; Fungi; Ascomycota; Pichiomycetes; Serinales; Debaryomycetaceae
Exons: 3
Coding region: 1-951 (316 amino acids)
Source: RefSeq, a predicted model, not a curated record